UCUUUCUCGUUCGGUUUAUCUCAGUUUUAUUUUAUUUAGUUCGGUUAAAUGCUUCUAAUAGUUUGGUCGACGACAGAAUCUCUCUACCUAGCUCUCUCCGACGACGCCAAAAGCAGUCAAUUUCCAAUCGGAGAAGAUGCAGCAGAGGAAAACGACGGCGGCGGGUAGGCCAAGUGGUACCGAUGGAUCUGAUUUCUCGUACCGGAUGGUCGUUGACUCUCGUUACACGAAGGUCACUAAAGGGAGAUCUCGUCUUCGUCUUUUGAUCCUUGUUCAGGCUACAAUUUAUCUAAUUGGACUGUCGUGUGCAUUCAUGACAAGUACUAAAAAUGAGGAGAGGAACACCCUUGGAAUUGCAUCUGCUGCUAUUGGCAUACUCUUUUCAUUCAUUGGAGAUUUUGGUUGUAGACGCAGCAGAGUAAACCUUUUGAGGCUCUACACGGCUGCCUCCACCGUCGUCAUGGUUCUUUCUGUGUUUUCUGCUGUUAGGAGCAGAUUAACAAUGGAGGAACGGAAUAGCUCUGGAACAGCAGCUAACCUUGAGCUCGUAGGGUUCAUUUCUGCUCAAUUGGGAGCGGUGGUGCAGAUAGUAGCAAUCAUCGUUACGGGUUCCCUUGUCAAUAAUAUGUCCCCACCUACGAAGACAGAAUAGACAAGACAAGAGAGUUUGUGGUACUGGCAUGUGUGAUUCUGCCACAAGAGGAAACAUUUAGAAAUUUGAAGUUUUCAGUUCCACCAAAUGAAUAGUUGUUUACUUCAGUGUCUUCUUUCAUUAUUCAAAAGACAUUUUUAAUAGAUCGAUGACCAUAAGAAUGUUACGACUAGAGGCGGACUUGAAAUCUCUAAGAUUGG
Messenger RNA from Brassica oleracea var. oleracea, 852 nucleotides. RefSeq lists its product as uncharacterized. Gene Ontology annotation, cellular component: endoplasmic reticulum membrane. The record is from RefSeq and is a predicted model, not a curated record. The coding region runs from base 137 to 652 and encodes 171 amino acids. Gene Ontology annotation, biological process: vesicle-mediated transport; endoplasmic reticulum organization. The transcript has 6 exons. Lineage: Eukaryota; Viridiplantae; Streptophyta; Magnoliopsida; Brassicales; Brassicaceae.